AUCUUUUUCUAAUCAAAAAAGCCUAAAGCGAUGGCCACUGCGAUUCUCUCUUCUCGAAACUCUUUAAAGAAUCGUUUCGAUCACGAAACCCUAACCCACCGUCACGCUAACGCGGCUCCUCGACGACGCAAGCGAACCCCUACGGCGUCUCAGUCGAGAAAGUUGGUUGUAUCUCCGGCGGCGAAUACCAAUCUUGUUAUGGGACAAGUCAAGAUCCUCAAACGCGGCGAGACACUGAGCGCGUUCCGGAGCAAGGAGAAUAGUAGUAGUAGCUGCGUCGAUCGAGAUGGUGAUGAUAAAAACCGAUCUGCUUUGAGGACGACUGAUGUUGAUCUCGUUGUAGCAUCCACUAAUAGAAUCGGACCCGACCCGGAGACUGUGCAGAAGCAGAUCGGAGCUUUUAAAGGAUUGGAGAUCGUCGCCGGAAAAUACGCCGGUACUGGUUGUUCAGUUUCUCCGCCUCCAUGCUCUCUUCCUAUUCCAUGUUUUUUGGGGAAGAACAAGCUCCUUGUUUAGAUUUAUCGGGAAACCCUAAAAUAGCUUGCAAACGCCGUCUCUUUCGAAGCCUAUGUUGAAGAAUCCUGAAGACAAGAGGAAACAAUUGUUUGUUUCACAUAAAGAAGAAAGAUGGAGAGUGUUGUGAUCGCCAUCGCCAAUUGCAACCAAUCUUUGGCUGCUCAAAGUUCCAAACUCUGUAUUUGGGGAGGAGAGGGAAACAGUCACCGUGACUCUAUAUCUAUGGCUUUUUUGUUGUGUGUUUUUGGAUUCUUCAUGUGCUAAAUUUUCCGUUUGUAGUUGUCACAUGAUGAUCACAAUCUUUGUUUUUUUAAUGCUAUAUAAUAAUCUUAGUAUAACACAAAAGUUUUCAUUGUUUUGGAUUCUCGAAAAAUCAAUAAUAAUGAUGACAACAAGUUAUAAUCU
Molecule: messenger RNA, 921 nt
Organism: Eutrema salsugineum
Lineage: Eukaryota; Viridiplantae; Streptophyta; Magnoliopsida; Brassicales; Brassicaceae
Exons: 1
Coding region: 31-516 (161 amino acids)
Source: RefSeq, a predicted model, not a curated record